AUGUCUGACGCCCAAUCCGAAAUACGUGAUCACAAUCAGCAACAAAAUAAACCCACCAAAUCUUCUUCUUCCUCCUUUUCUAUCUUCCUUUCUCUCUUCUCCGGUUCCUUGAGAAUUUUCUUUCAAAACAAAAACAUUUUGCUCUCAAUCCUGCUUUUCUUGGCCCUCCCUCUUUCCUUCCUUCUCUUCUCCCUUUCUUUGUCUUCCCGCCCUCUCAAACGCCACAUCUUCCACCUCGAAUCCGUUGCUCUGCUUACCUCCACCAGCUUCGAAUCGCGUCACCUCUUGAGAGAGUCUCGUGAAGAAUCCAUCUCCCUCCUUUGUCUCAAACUUUUCUAUUCCUUUCCUUCCUCCAUUUUCUCUCUUCUCACCUUCAUAUCCGCCGUCCACGUUGCCUCCGUCUCCCCUCCCCACCGUCCCUCCUUCCUCUCCACCGCCGCUGCUAUCGGACUCUCUUGGAAGCGCGUCGUUGUCACCUCACUAUGUUCGUACACACUCUUCAUCCUCUACAUCCAACUCCCGCAGCUUCUCGCGGCCACAUUACGGAACCACCCCCGGGUCAGCCUACCCAUCUUGGUGAUCGGUUCGGGUCUCGAAGUUCACUUGAUGGGAGUGCUGGGUUUAGGCCUGGUGGUGUCGGCGUUAGAGGAGAAAUUCGGGUGGGAAGCAAUUCGGAUCGGGUCGGUUUUAAUGGCGGGACGGAGGUAUUUCUGGUGGUUCGUUACUUGCAUGUUGGUGGGUGUGUCGGGAUGGAUCGGGAAUCGGUUUGAGAAAUUAACGGAAGGCGAGGAGUACGUCAAGUCCGCCGUUUGGACGGUGUUCAUGGGGUGGGAAACGGCGGCUCUGUUGUGGUUUUACGGUGUGCUGGUCAUCUGGAGUUCUAUUGUUACCACCAUUUUUUACAGCUACUGUAAAAAACGGGGUCAAUACGGGUGCUAA
Messenger RNA from Hibiscus syriacus, 939 nucleotides. RefSeq lists its product as uncharacterized. The record is from RefSeq and is a predicted model, not a curated record. Bases 1 to 939 code for a protein of 312 amino acids. NCBI's taxonomy places the organism in Eukaryota, Viridiplantae, Streptophyta, Magnoliopsida, Malvales, Malvaceae. The transcript has a single exon.